Trichomycterus rosablanca is the source of this 1757-nucleotide messenger RNA. It is a transcript of the gene mpp2a, whose product is annotated as MAGUK p55 scaffold protein 2a. NCBI's taxonomy places the organism in Eukaryota, Metazoa, Chordata, Actinopteri, Siluriformes, Trichomycteridae. The coding region runs from base 115 to 1740 and encodes 541 amino acids. The transcript is spliced from 13 exons. The record is from RefSeq and is a predicted model, not a curated record. Gene Ontology annotation, cellular component: plasma membrane; cell-cell junction. Gene Ontology annotation, molecular function: protein binding.
CUCCGUGAGGAGAGAAGCUUCGAGAGCGAGCGCAGCCGAACAACGGAAUCUAGCGAGCAGGCGCGUGCACGUAGGUCUGGAGCUCUGAUACACACAAACAGACGAGCAGACAUCAUGCCUGCGGCCGCCGCUCACGCCGAGCCUGCUCUGACGCAGGUGGACACACUGAGUGACAGCACCAGCUCCACCACUGCCAAUGACCUCGACCUCAUCUACCUCAAGGGCAUCAUGGAAAGUCCAGUGAAUCCCGAGAGCCCGCAGGAACCUCGUCUGGAGGCGGUGAGGGACCAAAACAUGGAACUACUGCAGGACAUCCUGAAAGAUCUGAGACCCAUCUCAUACCGAAGUAACACGGCUGCUGAGCUCUCAGAUAUCCUCAAGCAACCUCACUUCCAGUCUCUCCUGGAGACCCACGACUCGGUGGCCACCAAGACAUCCGAGACUCCACCACAGAGCCCGCGGGCCAUCGCUGAGCCCAACCUGCCACCCGUCCCCACCGACACCGUGCGCAUGGUGGGAAUCCGUAAAGUGGCCGGCGAACACCUGGGUGUGACGUUCCGCAUCGAGAACGGCGAGCUGGUGAUCGCGCGGAUCCUGCACGGCGGGAUGAUCGAUCAGCAGGGGCUCCUGCGCGCGGGGGACAUCAUAAAGGAAGUGAACGGCAAGGACGUGGGGGACGACCCGCGCGUUCUCCUGGAGAUGCUGCAGGAGUCCAGCGGCAUCGUGGUGCUCAAAGUCCUGCCCAGCUAUCAGGAGCCCCAGCCGGCCCGACAGGUCUUUGUGAAGUGCCAUUUUGAUUACGACCCGGCCACCGAUAACCUCAUCCCCUGUAAGGAGGCCGGCCUGCAGUUUAAUAGAGGGGACAUCCUGCAGAUCGUCAACCAGCAAGGCAACUGGUGGCAGGCACGGCGGGUGGAAGGAGGGAGUGCAGGGCUCAUCCCCAGCCAGCUGCUGGAGGAGAAGAGGAAGGCUUUCGUAAAGAAUGACAUUGCCCUCCCACCAGCAGGUGCGCUGUGUAGUGGCAUCGGAGCAAAGAAGAAGAAGAAAAUCAUGUACCUGACCACCAAAAAUGCAGUGUUUGACGCGCACGAGCUGAUGAUCUACGAGGAGGUGGCACGGGUGCCCCCGUUCAGGAGGAGGACGCUGGUACUGAUCGGGGCUCAGGGCGUGGGGCGGCGCAGCCUGAAAAACAAACUGUUGGUUUCUGAUCCGCGGCUGUUCGGAACCACCGUUCCAUACACGUCCAAGAAACCCAAAUCCGGCGAGAGGGAGAUGUUCGCCUUCACCACCAGAAGCAAGAUGGAAGCAGACAUCAAAGCGGGCCGUUACCUGGAGCACGGCGAGUACGACGGCAGCCUCUACGGCACCAAGAUCGAGUCCAUCCAUCAGGUGGUGGAGGCCGGGCGCUUCUGCAUCCUGGAUGUCAACCCUGAGACUCUGAAGAUCUUGAGGACGUCGGAGUUCCUGCCGUACGUGGUUUUCAUGGAGGCUCCAGAGCUGGAGGUUCUCAGAACCAUGAACAGAUCUGGAUUCGAGGCCGGAGUCGUCACCAAACAGCGAACGGAUGCUGAGCUGAACAGGACCAUUGAGGAGAGCUCGAGGAUUAAGAAGGCGUACGGACACUACUUCGACCUGACCAUCGUGAACGCCGGUCUGGAUGGAACCUACACCAGCCUGAAGGAGGCCAUGAGGAAGCUGAACGGAGUUCCACAGUGGGUUCCUGUCAGCUGGGUGUUUUAAACGAACUGUUACUCUCA